This is a messenger RNA of Haliaeetus leucocephalus (bald eagle), 3160 nucleotides long. It is a transcript of the gene EXTL2, whose product is annotated as exostosin-like glycosyltransferase 2. Gene Ontology annotation, cellular component: membrane. The record is from RefSeq and is a predicted model, not a curated record. NCBI's taxonomy places the organism in Eukaryota, Metazoa, Chordata, Aves, Accipitriformes, Accipitridae. The transcript has 4 exons. The coding region runs from base 1678 to 2673 and encodes 331 amino acids. Gene Ontology annotation, molecular function: glycosyltransferase activity.
GGAAGCUGUUCGCUUCUGCAGCCUGGCUGCACGUAAUUAUUAUGAAAUGCUAGUACGAGGUGCUGCCCGCGAAGAGAGCGGAACCCCUUCAAGAAGUCAUUCUCUUGGAAUGAGGACUGAAGUACUGUAUUUUGACACAGGGUUUUUAUUUUCUUCAGUGUUAUUUUGAAGAGGUAUUCUCUACAGGGGGUAUUGUAAGAAUUCUUUGAAGAGGUCAAUCUUGCGUUGCAAUCUCGUGACUUAAUUGGCAAAACUGAUGGGCACUUUCUUACUGGAAAGUGCCAGGAUGCUAAUUUUAAAGAUUUUAUAUGGGCAUUUAUUUUAAAAAAAGAGUAUGUUAUAGUAUCAUCCUUGCUUAUCAUUACAGCCUGUUGUAUGCAAGUGAGUAAACGCAAGAAUGUUUGGAAAGCCAGGAAGCCUCAUAACCACAGUAAACAAUAUUUAUAUUUUCAUCUUAAGUAUGCUUUUAAAUUUUAACUAAUUAGUCAUUACAGUAGUACUGGUAAGUAUUGUUGCGUCUAGGUUGUAACUGGGGAAAGAGAAUCUCAGGUUCACCUUUUUUAAAAGCACGCGUGACCAAGAUAUGGUGGACCUCAGAAAUGCUGAGUAGCCACUGCUGCCUAUCAUUUUUAGAAGUCAGGCAUGAUUGUUUACACCUAUAAAAUGAAGCAACUAGACCAAGUGAUGAGCUUCUGGAAGUAGUUUCAGUGACCUCUCCAGCCUCACAAAAUAAGUCCGUGGUAAAACUGGAACUCAAAUUUGGGAAGACCUGCAUGUGUGGGCAUAUUCAGAUUGGUAUACACGCAAAUUUUUAAGAGGCAAGUUUAUACAACCUAAACAAACCAGUCUUAAGAAAUUUCACAUAGGUUCAAGUAUUCAAUGAGUUCAACAAAUUACCAUUUUCUAAGCUUUCGUAGUACCAUUCCUAAAUCCAAAAUAAAAACUCCCUUUCUUUGUUUAACUAGUUUUAAAGAACAAUAAUUCCUCUAACAACCUAGGAGCCUUAACAGACACAGGUUUCUUAAGUUGCUGUCCUGCAUCUUUUUCAUCCUUCCUUUUUGUGCUUACACUCUUAUUUGCUUUCCCUUCUGCCAAGCUGCCCAACCAGAUGGAAGAACAAAAUGCUGUGUCUUAAACCUCUAACACAACUGGUAAGCUUAGUGGAAGGAGAGUGUGAGGAGGAUGAGCCAGAAAAGAAAAUAAUUUUAUUGGGACUACUUGCCUGACUGUGCUAGCCAAAUAUAUAUUUUAGUGGUGCCUGGUGAACAAAGCAACAGACUGUGAGGUUCUGGAGACCUACGUGUAUCUCUGUAGUUGACCCUAAGGAUGGAACACACAGACAUUGCAUUGGCACAAAGUGACAAUUUUACAAGCAGAGGAAUAUGCUGUGCUUUUCUUUCUAACCAACUGGUGUCAUAACUUCUUUCUGGAGUGUUCAUUGAAAGGCAGAGACAAUUACUCAACUGAGCAAUAGGAAGAGGGAUUGGAUGAUGGCCAAGAAUGCGUACAUUAAUCACUAAUUGAGAGGAAAGUUUACUUGUAAAAGAAUGCUGGGUAGCAUGUGGGGUAACUGUUGAUCUUCAGUUCUACAGUCCCUUUAAUUUCCAACAGAUUCAAAGAUCACGAACAACUGUCCUGUAAAAACAAGGGGGGCAAAAACAAUCCUACUUGGCAACAAUGAGGUAUUUUCACUUCUGUAAGCUUCCAGGAAGAGUUAUGGGAAUCCGCCUACUACACUUCACUUCUGUGGUGAUCAUUGUCUUGCUUCUUGUGGCAGGUGCUUUAACAGCUUUGCUUCCCAAUAUCAAAGAUGACAAAAUGCCCAAUUUGAGAAGGGAACCAAAAAGCCAGAGUCAGUCUGCCUUGGAUUCAUUUACUCUUAUUAUGCAGACAUAUAAUAGAACUGACUUACUGCUAAAGCUUUUAAAUCAUUAUCAAGCCAUCCCCCACCUUCAUAAAGUAAUUGUUGUGUGGAACAACAUUGGUGAGAAGAUACCAGAGGAAAUGUGGAAUUCCUUGGGGCCUCAUCCUGUCCCUGUUGUCUUUAAAGUUCAAACUGUAAAUCGCAUGAGGAACAGACUCCAGAAUUUCCCUGAGCUGGAAACAAAAGCUGUUUUAAUGAUGGAUGAUGAUACACUAGUCAGUGCUCAUGACCUUGCUUUUGCCUUUUCUGUUUGGCAGCAAUUUCCAGAGCAUAUAGUGGGAUUUGUUCCUAGAAAGCACAUUUCUACUCCUUCAGGUGUAUACAGUUAUGGCAGCUUUGAACUGCAGAAUCCUGGGUUUGGAAACGGAGAUCAGUAUUCUAUGGUUCUUAUUGGUGCAGCAUUUUUUCAUAGUGGAUAUUUAGAAGACUUUCAAAGACAGCCAGAAGCUGUUUAUGCCUUAAUAGAUGAAACUCAAAAUUGUGAUGAUAUUGCCAUGAAUUUUCUUGUAGCCAAGCAUACUGGUAAGCCUUCAGGAGUGUUUGUGAAGCCUGUUGAUAUAAGAAAUUUAGAAAAAGACACUAACAGUGGCUAUUCUGGAAUGUGGCACCGAGCAGAGCAUUUGUUACAGAGAUCUUACUGUGUAAAUAAACUGGUUAAUAUUUAUGAUGGCAUGCCUUUAAAAUAUUCUAAUAUCAUGAUUUCUCAGUUUGGUUUUCCUAAUUAUGCCAAUCACAAAAAUAAAAUAUAAGCCAAUGAAUUGAAGGGGUUAGAUGUUAAACAAUACUCAGUGAAUUGUACUGAGUUCAAGGAGAGAAGAAGGUGUAAUUACUGCAUCUUGGUUGUCCUUAUUUGUAGCCUCUGAAUUUUUUCCAUAUGGCUUUUUAUAUGUUUUUUUUUCCUUUCUUACUAAUUCUCCAAGGUAAGUUCUGAGAAAACUUAAAGGAUAUAUACUAAUGUUUAGCUGUGAUAAAAUCAUCUUCUUUCCUUAAAACCUGAAAAGCUACUACAAUUAAUUAGGCCAGUUCUUCAGAAACAUGCAGACAAAAAUGCACUCCUACCCUUUAGUGCUUCUGUUGUUUGUUUGUUUUGUUUGGGGUUUUGGGGGGUUGGUGUUUGGUUUUGUUUUUUGGGGUUUUUUUGUUUUGUUUUAAAUAUAUGUAUCUAGUCAAAUGAGGUCUAGGCAUAUUUUUGAUAGUUGUAUGUUGAGAUGCUUCCUUGCCUUCCACCUCCUCCUA